This is a messenger RNA of Vespula pensylvanica (western yellowjacket), 577 nucleotides long. RefSeq names its product chromosome transmission fidelity protein 8 homolog. The coding region runs from base 181 to 528 and encodes 115 amino acids. The record is from RefSeq and is a predicted model, not a curated record. NCBI's taxonomy places the organism in Eukaryota, Metazoa, Arthropoda, Insecta, Hymenoptera, Vespidae. Gene Ontology annotation, biological process: mitotic sister chromatid cohesion. Gene Ontology annotation, cellular component: Ctf18 RFC-like complex. The transcript has 2 exons.
UUUACACAGAAUAAAUACUUUGUAAAUUGAGAAUCAUAGUAAUAAUUCAUUUAGGCAUAUAUAAAUUUUAAUCUAGUAAAUAAUGAUACUACAAAAUUUAUAAAAGUAAAGUGAAUAAAUUGUAUAUAUCAUAUUUCAAAUUUUUAUCUACUCUGACAUCUUUAACAGAAAAUUAUUAAAAUGAUAAUACCUAUUAAACGUGAUCAAGAUGUACAAGAGUGGGCUAUAGUGGAAUUAAAAGGUGAAUUAACGUUUGGUACAAAAGAUAUUACAAAUAGUCAUUAUAUAGGCGAUUUUCAUUUUACAAAAUCUGGAACUCCAAUGCUUAUAAUUGGUGUUCAUGUAAUGUAUGGAAAAGAGAUGGCUCUUACAAAACCUAUUGCAGUUUUAAAAAAAAAAGCUGUCACUUCAACCAAUCAGUCAAAAGAAGAAGAUCGUAAAACUGAAUAUACUAUUCAAGCAAUUGUAAAUAAAAAAAUUGUUUUUAAGUUUAGACCUAAGCCUAUCGUAAAUAGCAUAGAAAUAUAAAAGAAUGUUUUGAAAAUGGUCAUGCAUAAAAAGAAUUUCUAAGACAUUA